AUGGCCACAGCGAACAACGCCAACCGCCAAGACAGCAACCCCAACACCCCCGCCGCCAUGGUGGCGCCGGGAAAGCAAGCUGUCCCCGCCGCCAAGACCGUCGACACCCAGUCUGUUCUGAAAAGUAUAGUUUUCGAUUUUUCCUAUGAAAAUCCACAGAUGGGUGGAGAUUCUGGAAUCUCGGCUUUCCCUGAAGAGGACAACAUAUUCUGUUGGAAAGGAACCAUCCAUGGCAGUAAAGAUACCGUCUUUGAAGGAACUGAAUACAAACUCUCUCUUUCAUUCCCAUCAGACUAUCCUUUUAAGCCUCCAAAGGUUAAGUUUGAGACAGCUUGCUUCCACCCGAACGUUGAUGUUUACGGGAAUAUAUGCCUGGACAUAUUGCAGGAUAAAUGGUCAUCUGCUUAUGAUGUGAGGACAAUGUUGCUAUCUAUUCAGAGUUUGCUAGGAGAGCCGAAUAUCGAUUCACCACUCAACACACAGGCAGCAUCACUUUGGAGCAAUCAAGAAGAGUACAGGAAGAUGGUGGAGAAAUUAUACAAGCCGAGUUCUUAG
This is a messenger RNA of Striga hermonthica, 555 nucleotides long. The record is from the annotation of a GenBank genome assembly. Lineage: Eukaryota; Viridiplantae; Streptophyta; Magnoliopsida; Lamiales; Orobanchaceae.